AGUAGUUGUGCAUCAGACGAUAAUUUCCGCGCCUGGAACGUAUCGAGAAUCUCGACCACCCUCGACGCCUCGUCGCACGUCAACGCAUCAAUUCGACUCGGAGAGGCUGCCACGAUAGCCGGCAUGCCGUCAGAAUGCAGGCAAUCUGGUCUAGAGCGGGCCAGGCGCACCGAUGCGGCUGCAAGGCCUGCUUUAAUGCCACCGGGGGCAUGAUACGGCAGUCGGCGACGCGCACGACGCAACGAAAACCGACCUUUAGCGAGAUCUUCACGGCGUGCUACACAUCUAUAAUGGGAACGGCAGCGAUGCUGGAUGCCGGGGCAAAAGACAGGCGGCGAAAAGAUUUGGACCGACAGAUUGAAGAGGUCUCGAGCGAGCUGGCAAAUCUCGUCGAAAAAGCAAAGGAGAAAGCUCCUCAGAAACCGCCUGCUGGGGACCUUGGCAACCGAUAUCCAGGCGCCUUACAAGAUCACGUUCCACAAAACCCCGAAAUCAGCAAGAUUCUCGACGCCCUCGGGCCCUCAUAUAGGUGGCAGCGAACUGUUGCGACAAAGGCCGACGUGGACCGGUUAUGGAAGAUAUACGAGCUGAGUCCUUCAACCGAAGUCAGAGGGGUCAACUACGAGGCCUUGGUCAAGAAGCUUGCGACAGAAGAGUGGAUGCCUAUUGAGCACCGCGCACCGCGGUCGUCGAGGCAAGUCAAGGCGGCAGCGGUGGCAACGAAAGCUUUGGUCUACAAAUUUCUCGACGCAGGCGAAUCUAUGGUUGGACGCGAAGGAAUGCAAACGGCGCGAGAGGAGGUAGACAAGCUGAUACGGAGGAAGUUCCCUAUCUGGGAUGAAGACGAACUGAGCAAUGAGGCUAUGAACACGUGGAGUCGAGAGCUGAACAAGGCGUUGAGGAGUAUUUUUGACGCUUCGACCCCCGAGAACUUCCAACAUACGAUCUACAGCGUAUGUCACAAUCUCCUCGUAUCGCCUUCAUCCCUCACCAUCCACACAUACAACCAUCUUAUUGCGGGCCUGGACAGAGCUGGGAUGCAUGGCCUUGCUUCAGCGGUAGUUCUUUCUUUCUACCAGGGCAAGCUCGAGCCCACGCAGCUUACCCUGGUGUGUAUUCUGAAUCACUACAGGACGAUAAAGGACGCAGACAACUUUGCGGGUUUCAUCGCUCGUAUGACUGGCAAAGAUCAACGAGGUGUCAAGAUCCGGAGAAAGAGGCGCGAGGAGGUGGCGGAGCAUUAUUCUCUUCACGGUUGGGCUAGAAGGAAAGAUGUCGCAGUCGGCUCCCAUUACGUCGUCGAGAGGGCGCGCUUUGAUGAGAGAGUCUUCGCCGCCAUCAUCGAAGGCAUGUUGGCUUUCGACAGACUGAGGGCUGCCGUGGGUGCAUUUGCGGCGAGCAUCACGGCAGACCUCGUAAUUAGCCCGCGGACGACGUCUGAGCUGCUCGAUUAUUGCGCCCGCUCACUGGAUCGCACAGCUGCAGCCAAGGUUUUGGAAGUACUGAAAAGCAGACCCGUGCUGAUCAAGAAAGCAUUCUUUCGAGAGAACGACAAGCUAUAUCUUGCGCGGCGCAUACGGAGCUUACUGGAUAUUUGCGGCUUGGAACACAGCUUGCCGAUCAGCGUGGCACCGUUCUUGAAAGAUCCCAUGUUCUCGAUUGUGUCAAGCGAGGAUCAAAAGCGUGUAGCUUACAUCGCACGAAUAGCCCACACCGUACACCAAACGGACUGGUUAUUGAACACAGCGCGCGACUAUAUCCAGCGCGUGAAAACGGGCAGCGCCAGUACCAUUCGCAUUGAGUCGGGCUCUCCGCAGAUGUACAGGAAGUGGAGAGCGACGAAGUUAGUUUGGCUGCCGGAGGGUCUCCCGGAAGACCAGCUCGGGACGUCUUUCUCGCAGGAGGAAAACGUCGACUGGUCUGCUUGGGAUCGCCUGGAGGAAUCAUCAGAAGCACAGCUGGCGCAGAAAAGCAUGAGUAAAAGCAAUGCUCUUUCAAAGAAUCAGGGUCAAUCGUCCGCAUGGGAUCGCCUUGAAGAGGCGGCGGGGAUGAAACCGAACAACACGAAGCACGAAAACAAAACCACCAUCGACGAGGUUUUUGAAACGAUUGAAAUUCUGUAGAUAUGUACUAUACCACACAUGUAACAUUAUGGUUAUAUGGCACGUAUAUGCCAAGGCCAAAUUGAUGGAUAGAAUAGAGGGCCAAGGCCAAACCCGG
This is a messenger RNA of Colletotrichum scovillei, 2220 nucleotides long. RefSeq names its product pentatricopeptide repeat domain-containing protein. The record is from RefSeq and is a predicted model, not a curated record. Bases 135 to 2123 code for a protein of 662 amino acids. NCBI's taxonomy places the organism in Eukaryota, Fungi, Ascomycota, Sordariomycetes, Glomerellales, Glomerellaceae. The transcript has a single exon.